Messenger RNA from Osmia lignaria (orchard mason bee), 2803 nucleotides. RefSeq lists its product as uncharacterized. The record is from RefSeq and is a predicted model, not a curated record. NCBI's taxonomy places the organism in Eukaryota, Metazoa, Arthropoda, Insecta, Hymenoptera, Megachilidae.
UUCCAACCUGCGCGUCGCAGUUAUGGACUCAUAUGGACUCUGGUGAACUGCGGUAUACAUUCAGAUGCGUAGGCAUUCAUCCGUUUUACAUUAUUUUUAAAGUUGUUGUGACUAUUCUGCUACAUUUUUACGUCACAUCGAAUAUGUUACACAUGUGUCACCGAAAAGUGGACAUCGAAUAGAAUGAUUCAAACAUUUUUAAACUGUUGAAUGUUUACAAAAAAAGAAAUUGUAGUUCCUUUUCUUAGUAAACAUAAUGAAAUUAUGGGAAAUUUGAAUAAAAUGUGAAAUUUGUUUUACCCAUUUCAUAGUAUAAUGUAAUUCCAGUGAAAGUCUAAUUUCAUUAUGUAUAAAGGUUAUUUUACUACUACAUUACAACUAUUUUACUACUCCAUGUUUAUACAUGCAUGUAUGAUACAUGAUAAUUUUGGUUUUGUCUGUGAUAUCGAUGGUUGUAAUGCACCUAGAAUAAGGUCAUAUCCUUUUAAACCUAUGAAUUUUUGUAAAGAUGAAGAUAUUCCCACUAAUAUUAGUUUUGCAUUAGUAGAAGAAAGAAAUGACAUUUCUAAAUAUCCAAAUCAAUUUUACACCACAAAAAAAUUGCAUGUAUGGAUUAGUCUUGUUAGCAAAUGAGUCAGUUAACAAAGAACAAUGUAUGAAUUAUACUUUUGAGAAAUUUAAUGAUGCUGAAAUACAUACUAGAACCAGUAUACUUAUUGACUUAAUUGAUGAUUAUCAGGGUAGUGUUAACAUAACUCUUCCAUAUAUAUUUACAGCAUGUUAUUCUAUCAAUUUUUGCUUUGGUAAUAGAAACAUUAUAGCACACAAUGCAUUUCUAAAAACAAAUUAUAGUCGUACAGAAAUCAGUAGCCCUGUAAUGUUUGAAUGUUCAUACAGUAUUAUAUCUGAUAAUACAAUGAAUAAACUAUUAAACUUUGAAGUCAAUUUUUCUACACCAAUAGUAGAAGAUGUACUAGUAGAAUUGGGGUUGCUUGAUAGUUAUGAAGAUAAGGAAAGCUGUAGUUCUGGUAGGGAGGAGCCAAAUAUAAAUCAGAUGUUUCAUGUUCUGGAGCAUAAUACAAAAAAUAAGUACCCUAACUUCACUACAACUUUAACUGUAAAUGGAAUGUAUGAAGCAAGCGGAAAAUUUCAAAGUAGAAAAAUUAUACAAAAUACAAAUUACUGUUUUAAUAUAAUUUAUAGUGAUAUAAGAAGUAAGGGGGGAACUCUUUGGAAACCUCCAGUAGAAAAAACUUAUUGGCAUCAACAAUGCCGAAAUAUAACUAAUUACAGCCAGUUUGAAUUUCAAUUCGGUUCAAUUGAUUCUGAUACACAUUCUUCUUUGCUCUUACAUAUUGUUACUAUUAUAUUAGUUGCAAUAUGUGGAAUUGUAUAUAUCAUUUAUAUUAUACAUACCUAUAAGAAACGUGGAAGCAGAUACUCUACAUAUAUUUUUCAUAAAUCGGGUGUACAUGACGACAAGAAUGAAAUGCAAUAUGAAAAUACAGGCAUUGUUUUAUUGUAUUCGAAAGGCUGUGAAUCUUUUAUGUCAUUAAUGACAGAUUUUCGUGAAAUGCUACGUAAAGUUUGUGGAUGUGUUGUACAUGAUUGGUAUGAUGGUAUAGAAUGUAAUUACGUAGCUGAAAUUGGUGGUUCUGAAUGGUUUGCUGAAAUGCUUCAUAAACAAUAUUGCAUUAUUUGGAUCGAUACACCAAGAAUGCGAUCGCUAAUUACAUCAAGAUUUAAAAGAAAUGAUUCGGAACAAUAUAAUUUUAUAGAAAUUUGUGAUUUUCGCGAUGUAGUUUUUCCUACGAUAUUUAAUUUAGCGAAACGCAAUGUCGAAGAAUCUGUGAUAGAAGAGGCCAGGCAUUUUAUUGUACGACUAAAGGGAUUUGAUAAUUUUGAAGACGAAACUGAUCCAUUCGUCGGUUUGUUUUCGCGCACACGUUAUUUUAUACCUGAGGACUUAAAUUCUUUAUGCUCCGAUUUGCCAAUAUUGAGGUCAGAUAAAGUUACAUUAUCUAUGAACCAAGAGUAUGAGCAUCUAGAACAGUAUUUACGUAAGAUUAAAUCUGGUUUGAACAAAUGAUAGCUUUCAUCAUUCAUUGAUGUGUAUGGUCUGUUCCACGAGACCUUGAUGUAAUUCGAUGACGAGUUUUCGAUCUUCCUGUACAUGUUAUUUGAUUUAGUUCUAUAUGUGUAUAUAUUAUGUAAUCUAUGGAAACGGGUAUGCGUUUUUAUACAACAAAAAGUUUGAUCAUAAUGGGUUUUUUGUACGAUUUUCGCUGUUCGUUCAUCCCCUCCCCCCCUCCAACUACCCCCUGUGGCUGGGGGGCUUAGAAUACAGCCUCGGUAUCCCCUGCCUGUCGUAAGAGGCGACUAAAAGGGGGACGUAAUAGAGCGAGCAAGGCAAUAUGAUGUAAAAGUACCUGUAAGCGAAUGAAAUGAUUGUAACGUCGAUGAUGAGAUACAGAAGCAAAAAUAUGGCGAAUGUAUGAGAUGAGAUUUAAAAAAGGCGCGCGGCGACCAUAAUUUUUCAGCAGGCAGAAAGGAGCCGUUCGCUCCUAGAUAAUGUCGCAUUCAAGAGAGGGAAAUUUAUCAAUCAAUCAUGUUUCCCCACCGUAUAUGUGACUAUGGCGGCAGAAGAUGACUAUAGAUGGGAAUCACCGUGGUUAGGAAUUUCUCUCGGCUGUCGAAUUACGCAAAACAAGGUUAUUCUCUCGCUGGUUUUUAAAUUACAAUAUCAUGGAAUGAAAUAAUUCCUCAAAAAUAAAGCCAAAGAAGAAUUACCAAUAAUUAUAAA